Messenger RNA from Pieris macdunnoughi, 780 nucleotides. The record is from the annotation of a GenBank genome assembly. NCBI's taxonomy places the organism in Eukaryota, Metazoa, Arthropoda, Insecta, Lepidoptera, Pieridae.
AUGUCUUGUAAAAUAUUUUAUAUUUUUUUAGUCUACUACAAUAUAUUUUCUGUACAUUCGAAGCCAGGUGAAAAGUUUGAGCGUAUUUUGUAUGGAGAGAUAGCGCGUAUUGAAGAUUUUCCAUACUUUGCUGGGCUUGUAAAUUGUGGGGCUGCAAUCAUAUCAGAUCGACACUUAAUCACUGCUGCCCAUUGCUUUGACGAUGCCAGUAUCCGUUUAUACAUAAGAUACGCUUAUGUCGGUGGCGAAACAAAGAAGAAUAGCCAAGUAGUAAAGUAUAAAAAUGUAAUCAUACAUCCAGGUUAUGUAACGUACGGUGGGGUGCCGUUUAAUGACGUCGCUAUAAUUGAGCUGGCAGCACCGUUGAGGUUUUCUAAUAAGGUGCAACCUCUAAGACUUCCUGAGCAAAUGGGCAAUCGUAAGACGUCUAUGGUGUUUGUUGGGAGGGGGAUUGAUGAGACAGGUGAAGAAUCGAAGGAAAUUAAAAGUAUGAACGUCGAAGGGUUGACUGUAAAAGAGUGUAUAUCCCUGAUACCGCCAUAUUACCGAAAGUACUUCCAACAGUAUCUGGACAUAUUGGCUAAAAUGAAUAUCUGUGCAAAGAGGCCUGGCAAUAGACCCGGAAUGUGUAAUGGUGAUUCAGGCAGUCCAUUAGUAGAAGAUGGCGAGCUGGUUGGCUUGGCGUCAUUUGGUGGUGCAGAUUGUUCGACUAAUCGACUGGGCUUCUAUACCAAUGUCGCAUACCAUAUCGAAUGGAUCAAACUUGUCACUGGAUUGUAG